UUCAGUCAGUUGCGUUAUUGCCUCACCCUCCAGUAUUGCAUCUGUUGGAAUGGAUUCAACCCUGCCUCGGGUGGAAUGAACCCUGCCUCCCUGCCUCGGGUGGAAUGAACCCUGCCUCCCUGCCUCGGGUGGAAUGAACCCUGCCUCCCUGCCUCGGGUGGAAUGAACCCUGCCUCCCUGCCUCGGGUGGAAUGAACCCUGCCUCCCUGCCUCGGGUGGAAUGAACCCUGCCUCCCUGCCUCGGGUGGAAUGAACCCUGCCUCCCUGCCUCGGGUGGAAUGAACCCUGCCUCCCUGCCUCGGGUGGAAUGAACCCUGCCUCCCUGCCUCGGGUGGAAUGAACCCUGCCUCCCUGCCUCGGGUGGAAUGAACCCUGCCUCCCUGCCUCGGGUGGAAUGAACCCUGCCUCCCUGCCUCGGGUGGAAUGAACCCUGCCUCCCUGCCUCGGGUGGAAUGAACCCUGCCUCCCUGCCUCGGGUGGAAUGAACCCUGCCUCCCUGCCUCGGGUGGAAUGAACCCUGCCUCCCUGCCUCGGGUGGAAUGAACCCUGCCUCCCUGCCUCGGGUGGAAUGACAAAACAAAAUACUACUCCCCUCCUGCCACCCACUUCUCCAACUGCUGGAGAACACUGGAAUUCUACAUUUGAAUUCAUUAAACUUUAUUGUCCUUUUAAGAACCUUUUAUGCACAUGUUUUUGACUUUUACACACGGGUGUAUUCAGUGAUAAGCUUUUGAGACAUAUUCGAAAUAGGCAAAUUAUUAUAAUAUUUAAUAUUUAGGUUUAAUGAGUGACUGGUGUAGUUCACGGUUCAUUAAUAGUUUAUUUCCGUAGCCUACCCACCCACUUACCAAUACUUAACAUCAAAAUGCAUCAGAUGUGACGUUAUGUUGCAGUGCCUCUUAUAACCUACUUGGAUAAAGUGGGCUAUCCGGUUAUGGUCCCAUUUCACAAGUCUGGAAAUCCCCACAUCUACAGUAUAGCGUUUACUGGAACAGCCUGUACGCUGUGCAGAGGACACAGAGAUCACCGCCCUGUUGUUUACUGUAGCCUAUACGAAGAUCAACGGUUAGAAUAUGAAUUCGCACACUGAAAGCUGACGAAAAUGAAACCCUUUCAUUCUUUUGCAUGCUCAUGAAUAUUCAUGAGCAGAAUUAGGCUGCGGUAACGACGGGGCUACGGGUUUGGUAUGACGCGGCCGCCAACGGGAUGAAAUGUGGACGUGUUACUUUGUUGCAACUACUGCACGAUUGUGCCUAAUAGUCGGGAUGUAGGGAAUAUUUUACGCAUCGAAAGGGUCUGGCUGUAGUUGCUGUAACCGGGGAAAGGUGAUUUCCUAUACGACAUUACAAACGCAUUAAAAAAUAUAUAUAUUGUGAAAAAUGCACCUUCGAAUAUUUCCAACAGUCCAAUAGUAGCCUUUUCUAUUAUAUUUAUCAUCCAAAUCAUGUUGAUAUUGAAGAAAAUGUUGUGUUGUAACACACUGUUAGGUUCUAAUAGAGCCUCAACAGGGUGCAGAAUUGUAUCUUUUAGACAUUUCUCUAAUGCACAAAACACACUGGCCUCUCUGCCACAAUAUCCAGCAUAUUUCGACUCGAAUAUUCUUUAGAAAGAGGAUAUUUAUCGUGGAUAUCAUUUCCGUUUUCACUUGAAGCAGAAGGCAACAAUCACACUGUUCCCGUCUCUCCCACCCCCGAUCUGGCGGUGGCUGGUUGGUUGUAACCUUCUUGGCAAAGGUUCAAGUAGUGAUUAAAUCAAAUAAAUAAAAAAUGGGGGCGAAGGAGCCUGGCGUGACUGAGCAUGCGCCUGAGGGGGCUGCCGUCGAAGAAUGAAGUAAAUAGAAUGUUGUCGGUGCCCGGGCGGUGACGUCACCUCUCCACACCGGGACUGGGCUGAGCGGAGGCUGUAGGCGAGGCAGUAAGAGAGACAGAUAGAGGACGCGUCAGUCGUAGUAGUCUAAAAAAACAUCCUCCCUGCUGUCAUGCAUUUCUGUUUGUAACUUAAUUGUUUGUUGGUAUAGUCAGGAGACCGACGGAGAGGAGUAGAGGACGUAUUUUUCUUUUUGAGAGACGGAAGGACCUGUGUCUGAUUUCUAAAAAGGACUAGGAGAUAUCCACACACAGAGACCUGGGUUAGAGAGAGAUUUAACGUCCGUUUUUCGGUGAAAGGGAAGCUAUGUCGUCCGCGACGGUAGCUGCUUCAAGAAGGCAGUCCUGUUAUUUAUGCGACCUGCCCCGCAUGCCCUGGGCUAUGAUCUGGGAUUUUACCGAGUCCAUCUGCAGGGGAUGUGUCAACUACGAAGGAGCGGACCGGAUCGAGUUUGUGAUUGAGACAGCCCGGCAGCUGAAGCGGGCUCACGGUUUACAGGAGGGGAGAUCUCCGGGGCCCGCUAAACAGCAGCAGCUCUCGGGGAAAGAAAUCCAUGCUAAUCACCACGGCUCUGGAGGAGACAACGGUUCCCGACCGCCUCAGCCCCUUGACCGCUACCCCCUCUCCACAUCGGACCGUCCUCCGCGGCUGGGGCCGGAGUACCAGUCUGGGAGACAGGCUAACGGCAUUCCGGUACCUAAUGGAUUUCCUAAACCGGACGAUCCACCAGAGCUUAACCGGCAGAGCCCAAACCCGCGCAGGAAUAACACGGUUCCUCCUAAUCUAGUGCCUUUGGUGAACGGGAACAUGUCCUCCGUGCACGCCGUUAACGGCCGACCGAUGGGGCACCCGGGGUCAGGUUUGAUGGCUGGUAGCCCCAACGGGCACGGCGGUAAGCGCCCGGCCUCGUUCUCCAGCAUCGAGCAACACGAGAAGGAUAAGCACAGACCGGACAGCCUGACGCCGGAGAUAGAGAACCACAAACAAAGGGCGGAUGACUGGAUGAACAAGGGGAAAACGGUCAGGGACUUGAUGGCUCUCCAUACCUUCGACAACCGGUUCAAGAAGGAUCCUGCCGCCAUGCAACAGAGGGUGAUGGGCUAUGAGCAACAACAGAACGCCGCAGCUUCUAAAUCAGACAGGGGAAAACACCCGCGGACUAUGAAGAGGAAAGCAUCGCCGGAACCGGAGGGAGAGAGAGAGGGAACCGCCGCCAAGCAUAGCGGAGAGGACAGACAGCAGUGGUUACCGGGUCCACCAUCUGACCGUGACGGACAUAAAAUGCCCCCGGGACCACCACCAAGCUUCUCCUCCGUCCCCACCAAUACCAUAUCCCCCCACUCACGCACCACCCCACCGGAAGCUGCGCAGAACGGCCAGUCCCCCAUGGCGGCUCUGAUCCUCGCGGCAGACAACGCCGGUGGUGGCGGGAACAGCUCGCCCAAAGAUGGGAACCAGGUCCACUCCACCACGCGGCGCAACAGCAGCAGCCCGCUCUCGCCCUCCUCCAUGAACCAGAACCGGCGGCUUGGACAGGGGAGAGAUGGUACUGGUGGCGCGGGGACAACUCACGUGUCAGGAGGAGGCGUGGACCAAGGGCACGGACCUCAAAGCAUUCCGGACCCGUCAGUACCCGGGAGCGUACCCCUCUGCUGCACGCUCUGUCACGAGAGGUUAGAGGACACUCACUUUGUUCAGUGUCCGUCGGUUCCCUCGCACAAGUUCUGCUUCCCGUGUUCGCGGCAGAGCAUCAAACAACAAGGAGCCACCGGGGAGGUGUACUGUCCCAGCGGGGAGAAGUGCCCGUUGGUCGGCUCUAACGUACCGUGGGCUUUCAUGCAGGGAGAAAUCGCUACCAUCCUGGCAGGAGACGUCAAAGUAAAAAAAGAGAGGGAUACUUGAUGGGGGAGGGAUUGUUGUGGGUGGGGGGAGGGGUUCAAAUACAAAUAUAUAAAUAUACAAAUACCACAUACCUACUGCAUACCAUCCAAGCAAACUAAUGGACUGUGUUUAUAGUGGACCCAAACCGAAGGGACUACUGCAUACCAUCCAAGCAAACUAAUGGACUGUGUAUAUAGUGGACCCAAACCGAAGGGACUACUGCAUACCAUCCAAGCAAACUAAUGGACUGUGUUUAUAGUGGACCCAAACCGAAGGGACUACUGCAUACCAUCCAAGCAAACUAAUGGACUGUGUUUAUAGUGGACCCAAACCGAAGGGACUACUGCAUACCAUCCAAGCAAACUAAUGGACUGUGUUUAUAGUGGACCCAAACCGAAGGGACUACUGCAUACCAUCCAAGCAAACUAAUGGACUGUGUACAUAGUGGACCCAAACCGAAGGGACUACUGCAUACCAUCCAAGCAAACUAAUGGACUGUGUUUAUAGUGGACCCAAACCGAAGGGACUACUGCAUACCAUCCAAGCAAACUAAUGGACUGUGUUUAUAGUGGACCCAAACCGAAGGGACUACUGCAUACCAUCCAAGCAAACUAAUGGACUGUGUUUAUAGUGGACCCAAACCGAAGGGACUACUGCAUACCAUCCAAGCAAACUAAUGGACUGUGUUUAUAGUGGACCCAAACCGAAGGGACUACUGCAUACCAUCCAAGCAAACUAAUGGACUGUGUUUAUAGUGGACCCAAACCGAAGGGACUACUGCAUACCAUCCAAGCAAACUAAUGGACUGUGUUUAUAGUGGACCCAAACCGAAGGGACUACUGCAUACCAUCCAAGCAAACUAAUGGACUGUGUUUAUAGUGGACCCAAACCGAAGGGACUACUGCAUACCAUCCAAGCAAACUAAUGGACUGUGUACAUAGUGGACCCAAACCGAAGGGACUACUGCAUACCAUCCAAGCAAACUAAUGGACUGUGUAUAUAGUGGACCCAAACCGAAGGGACUACUGCAUACCAUCCAAGCAAACUAAUGGACUGUGUACAUAGUGGACCCAAACCGAAGGGACUACUGCAUACCAUCCAAGCAAACUAAUGGACUGUGUACAUAGUGGACCCAAACCGAAGGGACUACUGCAUACCAUCCAAGCAAACUAAUGGACUGUGUACAUAGUGGACCCAAACCGAAGGGACUACUGCAUACCAUCCAAGCAAACUAAUGGACUGUGUACAUAGUGGACCCAAACCGAAGGGACUACUGCAUACCAUCCAAGCAAACUAAUGGACUGUGUACAUAGUGGACCCAAACCGAAGGGACUACUGCAUACCAUCCAAGCAAACUAAUGGACUGUGUUUAUAGUGGACCCAAACCGAAGGGACUACUGCAUACCAUCCAAGCAAACUAAUGGACUGUGUUUAUAGUGGACCCAAACCGAAGGGACUACUGCAUACCAUCCAAGCAAACUAAUGGACUGUGUUUAUAGUGGACCCAAACCGAAGGGACUACUGCAUACCAUCCAAGCAAACUAAUGGACUGUGUUUAUAGUGGACCCAAACCGAAGGGACUACUGCAUACCAUCCAAGCAAACUAAUGGACUGUGUUUAUAGUGGACCCAAACCGAAGGGACUACUGCAUACCAUCCAAGCAAACUAAUGGACUGUGUUUAUAGUGGACCCAAACCGAAGGGACUACUGCAUACCAUCCAAGCAAACUAAUGGACUGUGUAUAUAGUGGACCCAAACCGAAGGGACUACUGCAUACCAUCCAAGCAAACUAAUGGACUGUGUUUAUAGUGGACCCAAACCGAAGGGACUACUGCAUACCAUCCAAGCAAACUAAUGGACUGUGUACAUAGUGGACCCAAACCGAAGGGACUACUGCAUACCAUCCAAGCAAACUAAUGGACUGUGUACAUAGUGGACCCAAACCGAAGGGACUACUGCAUACCAUCCAAGCAAACUAAUGGACUGUGUAUAUAGUGGACCCAAACCGAAGGGACUACUGCAUACCAUCCAAGCAAACUAAUGGACUGUGUACAUAGUGGACCCAAACCGAAGGGACUACUGCAUACCAUCCAAGCAAACUAAUGGACUGUGUAUAUAGUGGACCCAAACCGAAGGGACUACUGCAUACCAUCCAAGCAAACUAAUGGACUGUGUACAUAGUGGACCCAAACCGAAGGGACUACUGCAUACCAUCCAAGCAAACUAAUGGACUGUGUACAUAGUGGACCCAAACCGAAGGGACUACUGCAUACCAUCCAAGCAAACUAAUGGACUGUGUACAUAGUGGACCCAAACCGAAGGGACUACUGCAUACCAUCCAAGCAAACUAAUGGACUGUGUACAUAGUGGACCCAAACCGAAGGGACUACUGCAUACCAUCCAAGCAAACUAAUGGACUGUGUACAUAGUGGACCCAAACCGAAGGGACUACUGCAUACCAUCCAAGCAAACUAAUGGACUGUGUACAUAGUGGACCCAAACCGAAGGGACUACUGUAUUCUUCAGUAAAACAUGACUGUAAUGUUUUUAGAUUCUUUUGGAAUACAUUGUGUUUGUAUAUUUUUGAAGAUGAAGGUAUGUAAUCAUAAUAAAAUAGGACUCUUCUUGGUCCCUCUUUGUUGAGUUUACAUCUCAAAUGGUACCCUAUUCCCUAUGCAAUGCACUACUUUUGAACCAGAUACCCCUAGGGGAAACCCAUAGGGCUCUCUGGUCAAGACUAGUGCUUUAUGUAAGGUACAGGGUGGUUGUUUGGGACGUGACCUGUCUGAUAGCAGUUCCUUUUCAAAACGUAGAAUGUGACUGAUGAUGACUAGCCUCUCUCUCUGUAAACACUUAAGCAUCCAACUGAAAUCAUUUAACUGUAAUGUGUAUAUGCACUUGUUUCAAAAAAAAUUAUUGCCAAAAUACAAUUUGUGAUCUUGUAUGAAGAA
This is a messenger RNA of Oncorhynchus kisutch (coho salmon), 6698 nucleotides long. Its product is annotated as interferon regulatory factor 2-binding protein 2-A-like. Lineage: Eukaryota; Metazoa; Chordata; Actinopteri; Salmoniformes; Salmonidae. Gene Ontology annotation, cellular component: nucleus. Gene Ontology annotation, biological process: regulation of transcription by RNA polymerase II. Bases 2173 to 3768 code for a protein of 531 amino acids. The record is from RefSeq and is a predicted model, not a curated record. The transcript has 2 exons. Gene Ontology annotation, molecular function: transcription corepressor activity.